Messenger RNA from Melopsittacus undulatus (budgerigar), 4043 nucleotides. It is a transcript of the gene MTPN, whose product is annotated as myotrophin. The transcript has 4 exons. The coding region runs from base 257 to 613 and encodes 118 amino acids. NCBI's taxonomy places the organism in Eukaryota, Metazoa, Chordata, Aves, Psittaciformes, Psittaculidae. Gene Ontology annotation, biological process: protein K6-linked ubiquitination. Gene Ontology annotation, molecular function: ubiquitin-protein transferase activity; protein binding. Gene Ontology annotation, cellular component: BRCA1-A complex; BRCA1-BARD1 complex. The record is from RefSeq and is a predicted model, not a curated record.
UGGUGGGGUGGGUAGGGGAUCGGAAUGGGAACCGGAAGCGGAAGUGUUGCGCUGAAGUAAACCGCUUUUCCCGUCUUGAGGCAGUCGGACCGUUCCCGUGCUUCCCGCUGCCUGCCCCUUGUUCCCGCCGUGCUCAGUGACGUCCAAACGCCGGCAGGCAUCGAGUAAGCGGCCGCUGCCCUCGCUUCCUGGAGGUGCCGCCGGCCCCUAGCCACCUCGCCCGCGCCCCCGCACUCGUUUCUGCCUGGCGACCGCAAUGUCUGACAAGGAGUUCAUGUGGGCCCUCAAAAACGGAGACUUAGAUGAGGUGAAGGACUACGUGGCCAAGGGUGAAGAUGUCAACCGGACACUUGAAGGUGGGAGGAAGCCUCUUCACUAUGCAGCAGACUGUGGACAGCUUGAGAUUCUGGAGUUUCUGCUAUUGAAAGGAGCCGAUAUUAAUGCUCCAGACAAACACAAUAUCACACCACUCCUAUCAGCAGUCUAUGAGGGCCAUGUUUCCUGUGUGAAAUUGCUUCUGUCAAAGGGUGCUGAUAAGACUGUGAAAGGCCCAGAUGGACUAACUGCCUUUGAAGCCACUGACAACCAAGCAAUCAAAACUCUUCUUCAGUGACGGAUGGACUGAUAUCUUAACUGUCUCUCCUGUGGCCUCACACUGCUGCCUGUCUGUCACUCUUUUGCAUCUUCAAGCUUCUUCAGCUAAAUACUUUGGGGGGAGGGAAAUUAUUUCUGAAUCAGACUAGUUAGGGGCUUGUAUUGAAGAUAAUCUCUUUGGAGAGGGUUAAAAACUAUUAUGAACAGUGUCCCUCUAGGACUUCUUUUCAGUGCACAAUCUCUUCCCAUUUCUAGUGAAAAUGGAAGAAGGAAGACAGACCAUGAUCUUGAAUUUUAUGCUUGUAAACCUCCUAGUUAGUACAGAGAUUUUUGUUGAAAGAUUCCUUUAGAUUGAAGUACUGUGCUAUGUUCCUGAAACUAAUUGUGAAGGAGAUAAUAGUCCCAUGCUAUUAGUGUCUGCUAUAAUCUGAAGUGUAGUAAUGUAGGUGGCUGGGUUGCUUUUCUCUCUGUGGUUAGCUUUAUUAUUCUUCUGCCUAAAGUUUAUGUUGCAGUUUUGAGGACUUUUGAUACUAGUUAUUGGACCUGUUCUUUAUAUUGACUAAUUGGAUGACACACUAAUAUUUUUCUGACCUAUUGAGUAAACCAGUAAAGAUCAGUUGAGGCAUGGUGAUGUUACACUCCAGCAUAUUUGCGAAGGUACUUUUGGAUGCUUGAAUUUGAGGUUUUUCUUUCACAUGUUUGUUCGGGUCAAGGACAGAUGUUUUAAGCAACUGGUUUUGAGAGAGUUCAAAGUGUCACUGUAGUUGUUUCCAAAAGAAUUCUAAGAUGGAAUUACUUUACUCACCAUGUCAGCAUAAAAUAUAUAGACACUUGUGAAAGCUACAAGCUCUUUGGUACAUGUAGAUAAUCAAGUCAAAAGUGGAAAAUUAACAAUAACUAUCUAGACAUGUGUGUCAGCUGAAAUUCUUGCUAAAUAUUUCUGGUCAACUUUUAUAAUACUUCUAAGCUUUCUAAGUUUAGGUGUUAGGAACAGGAAGAUGUACAAGUAGAGGUCUUAACUUGCUUUAACUACUGGAGGGGAAAAACCCCAACUUUUAAUUGUGCAUAUCUUUGAAUCAGUAUUUCAUUGUUGGCUGAAUGAAGCUCUUAAAUUUUUAAUGAAGUUAAGGCGUGGGGCUGAAAAGUUCCCAGUGCAACCCACAUUAACCAUCGACUUUUAGAUAAGACUUACUAUACCAGUAGUUAUGACAGUACUGUGACAGUCUUGAUAAUUCAUGGGAAGGUAUUUAAUGAUGUUCUAGGUAUUCCCAUAUUUUAUGGUCCUCAGGAACGUCUGACUUUCUGGCUUUCAUUUUGAAAAUUUUCAUUACACUGCUAAUUCACCCAAAACUGCAUAACAGUUUUUGUAACAGAAAAGUGUAUACCACAAACUAUGCCUCUUCCUCUUUUUUGGAAUACAGAUUUCAAACUUUAUGAUAACAUAAAAAGUACAGAAACAAAUGUAUAUAAUGUCUCAUGCUGAAUUCUUAAACAAAAGUAGCUGAUAUUAUUUUGAUAUCACUGUUGAAAUUGAGAGGAUAUGUAGAAGUAGGCUGGCGACUACCACUCAUAUUUAAUGGCGACUUAGUUUUACUUGAAUAAUGUUGCAUAUUAUGAUUUAAUGUCUCAGCUAUAAAAAGCCUUGUGUUGACUGUAAAGUGAGAGCAGAAACUGAUUUACGUGUCCACAUCCCAUAAGAGAUGGAGAAAACAAUCAACUCUGGCCAUAAACUGUACAGUGCAAUUACUCUUUGCUUCUUUGAGAUGGGUGGCAAGGAAGAGCAGAAGGGUUGGAAAUCAGUGAUAAAUCAAUUGAUGAGCUGCUGAUAAAAGAACAAGCAUGUUUGGUGAACAAUGCUUUUAGUGCUAUUUAAAGAGAACUCUUUAAUCUUAUCUCUGAUCAGUGCUGGAUUGUCUUGUUGUUGUAAUAGUGUGAACACAGACUAUAGAUUUAACUCUUUAUUCAGCCAUGAAAGUAAGCAUCUUUGGUAUGAAUUUGCCUCCAUAUUAUGCUAUUAAAUACUUAGCUAUUAAAAUACUAGUCUAGAAAACUGCAAUCUGUUUUUAUGUGGAAAACUUGAUUAUUCAAGUUUUUUGUGUUGAUUAGUGUCAAGUUAUCUGGCCAUAGAGUUUUGGGGUGUUUUUUGUUUGGGUCAGGGUUGGGUUUUUUUUGUUUGUUUGUUUUCGGGGUGUUGUUUUUUGGGUUUGUUUUGUGUUUUUUUUUCUUUCUGUAUCCUUUCCUGUCCUUCCCUUCAACUCACACUUAAGUGAGCAUUUUCAUAGUAAAGCAACAUCAUCUUUCUACUAACUCUUCUACUAACUGGUGAUUCACUGAGGCAAUUUUGCCUUCCUUUUUCUACAGUUAUGUGGACACCUAAUUUUUUCUUACUUCACUUGGGGGGGAGGGGUGGAGAAAAAGGGGGCAAUGCAGACAAACUUCAGUGAGACAAGUGUUAAUUUGGCUGUAAUAUAUACCCAAGCUGCCUUUCAAUAUAGUUAAAAGAUGGUGUUUAAUGUUUGGCUCAUACAGAAGUACUUUUUUGUGUUUUGCACUACAUAAGAGGUGAUUGAUCAUUUUGCCCAAGUUUAAAAAUAAUAAUUAAAGCUUGUGCUUUUGUCAUUGUCUAGAAACAGGGCUUUGUUCCUUUGUUCCCCUCUUGCAAGCUAUAUUGAGGAAAAAAUAAUGGAUGGCUGCCUCUGUCUUUGAGUAGGUCCUAACUAGAUGAAAAUACAAAACUGUAAAUUAUUUUACAUUCUAUAAACAGAAUUUAAAUAUUUUGUCAUACUGGAAUAGCCUAUAAUUGGAAGGCCACUCUGUUCUUAAACCUUUUCCUUUUGAAAUUUGUGCUGAGUAAGUCACAACAUUAAGCAUAUUUUAGAUUUCUUACCAUCUGCUCCUUCUUCUUAAGGAAGAGCAAAUGGGAAAAGGAGUAUGAUAGUUAAAUGGAACUUUAUCCUUGAAUAUCCAUUGAAUUAUUUGUAGAAGAGGCUGGUAAGAAAGGAGUGUCCUAGGUCAAGCAAUUGCAGUGUUGCAUGCAAAAUUUCAAAAUGAACUUGUCUUAAUUAUAUUUUGUAAAUGGAUAAACAAUCAUCUUUCUGCGCAGUGACGGAAGAAGAUUAGUGCUCUGUGCAUUUUGAUAUUCAACUUUCUCUUUUCACUAUUAACUGUUUUAACACAGAUUCAUCAUUAUCAUGGUUCAUAGGCAUCAGAAUGCUAAAUGAUACUGUAUUUUUCAGUUUGUGUUGCAAGAAUGAAUGGAAUAAACUUGAAUUGUGCGAUAUGAGAAUGUAGAGUUUUAUUUCCCUUUCUCCCCUUGUUUUCAUUGGUCUCUGGCUGCAACUUUUAUUUGCGUGGAAGGCAUUUAAGCUCCAGCUUACAUGUACAUUGAUUAAAAUGUUCUCGUACUUAUAAGAAUUAAAUGUGGAAUAAAAGCCAGUUUAAGAACUAAA